Durotheca rogersii is the source of this 1398-nucleotide messenger RNA. RefSeq lists its product as uncharacterized. The coding region runs from base 195 to 1190 and encodes 331 amino acids. The transcript has a single exon. NCBI's taxonomy places the organism in Eukaryota, Fungi, Ascomycota, Sordariomycetes, Xylariales, Xylariaceae. The record is from RefSeq and is a predicted model, not a curated record.
CUGUUCAGGUCUUACAUUAGCGCGGUAACCGGCUUCUUGGUAAAUCAAGCUCGGUAGGAUCGUGCCUCGUGCUCGGUCUGUUGCUAAAUCCUGGCGAUUCCAUCACAAGCACGAUCCCGUUUACUUUUCCCAUUCCUUCUAUUUUCCAUUUUCCUUCUUUUUUCUCCCGCCGUUGGCUCCCACCUUCGGCCAGAAUGCGCGAGAUUUCCUACUUCAACCAGGAGGCUAACCCGAACACCCCGUCUGAUGAUGUCGAGCUGCGACUAUCCCCGUCUCCGACGACCGAUCGAGGUCAGCAAUCGUCACACCCCAUGGCGACGGCGGCGGCGGCGGAGACGCUACCAAACAGCCCAGACGGCGGCGACCGGGUGGAAUGCCUUGUCCGAACACUGAGCAAACAAGCGUUAAUACGAGACCCGAGGUCUAUGUCGCCGCCGGACCCGAUACCAUCCUAUUUGGAAUUUCAGCAGCCACUGGUCAGCCAAGCGUCAGUGCCGUUACCCAUGCCGCCAUUCGUAACCGAACCCCGGAUACAUCUCAGCUCUGACCAACCAUCUGCAUUCGUAAUUGGCAAUGACACGAAGCCACCGCAACCGCAACCACAGCUGGAGCUUGAAUUGCGCCAGGACGUUAUAAGCGGCCAACCUAUGGAUUUAGCCCCUGGUGACGGCCCUAACGCGGAUUUAUUGUGCAGUAAUGUACCUCGUGGAGAAGCCGGGGGAAGGCUUCACGAUGCCAACGCCGGUUCGGAUCGCCGUAUAGAGGACCUAAUGCUAGGUAUGAUCGAGGUCGGAGCACAAUGCCAUGUGCAAGGCUCAGCGUCUUCGACUGCAGCGUCUGGGUCCAGGGGUUCUUCUGCGUAUCUAGCCCCGGUUGUAGAGCCAAACGAUGCUUUCGACUCGGAAUUAUUCGAUAGCAACAUGGAGCUCGAGGUCGAUACAAACCAUACUGGACAGGAUGAAGACGGCCCUUUACCCCAUCCACUAGGGCUACGAGACGCCGGCGCGCCAGCCGGUAUCAGAAAAUUCGGCUAUCUUAAAUUUCGGUCGUCUUUCGAGGCGGCCCAAAGAUGUGCCAAUAUGAAGAAGAACGUACCCAGGAUGCGCAGGAGACCGAAACCUCAGCGGCCGAACUCGGCCACGCCCUCUUCGCCAACCUCGACUUCAACUUCGACUUCGACGAUGCGGUAGUGUAAUGUGGAUGUAUUAUUUAUAGGGGCUGUUUUCUUAGAUUUGCUUUUCAUAUACCCAACAGCAACGGCGGAGCGUUUUAACAACCGACAGGUCAUGGUAGGGUCUAAAAUGGCAUUACACUGGCUCCUAUUGGCUUUCGGUCGGGGUAGCACCGAGCAAGUCAUCAUCUGAGGCGCUGGGGCGUUUCUUCAGCAUUUGUUUCGGC